Messenger RNA from Funneliformis geosporum, 263 nucleotides. NCBI's taxonomy places the organism in Eukaryota, Fungi, Glomeromycota, Glomeromycetes, Glomerales, Glomeraceae. The record is from the annotation of a GenBank genome assembly.
AUGAACGAAAUGAACGAAUUACAAAUUAUCUUUUAUACAUCCCAGGAUUACCAUGAUUCCAAAAAACAACAUAGAAAACGAGAACCCAACAUGUUCGUCUCCUUUCGAAAGGAGAAGAUGAAGAAAAGGCCGGCUAAUGUUCCAAUUGCUGAUUAUAUAAAAGAUGUGAGCAGAAUAUGGAAAGGAAUGUCUGAGCUUGAAAAGUCAGAUUGGCAAAGGAAAUAUCUUAACAAUCGAGAAAAAAGAAAAUUAACAGAUCUUUU